Messenger RNA from Dracunculus medinensis (Guinea worm), 381 nucleotides. The record is from the annotation of a GenBank genome assembly. NCBI's taxonomy places the organism in Eukaryota, Metazoa, Nematoda, Chromadorea, Rhabditida, Dracunculidae.
AUGUGGUUCAGUAUUUUAUUUUGGACGAUAUUACUAAUUGGAACAAGUCUUUCAGCGCCUCAACUAGGCCCAGUGAUUGGCGGAACAGGACUCGGAGGAUGGAAUAGAGGAGGUUGGAACAAUCCAGGAGGAUGGAACAGAGGAGGUUGGAGCAAUCCAGGAGGAUGGAACAGAGGAGGUUGGAACAAUCCAGGAGGAUGGAAUAGAGGAGGUUGGAACAAUCCAGGACAGUGGAAUAAUCCAGGAGGAUGGAACAGAAGAGGUUGGAAUAAUCCAGGAGGAUGGAACCGAGGCGGUUGGAAUAAUCCAGGACAAUGGAACAGAGGUGGAAUGAAUCCGCUCGGAUGGGCUCAACCAGCUUUACAAAACUUUUUGGGCUAA